Messenger RNA from Dendroctonus ponderosae (mountain pine beetle), 1908 nucleotides. RefSeq names its product kelch domain-containing protein 3. Gene Ontology annotation, molecular function: protein binding; chromatin binding. The transcript has 7 exons. Bases 270 to 1478 code for a protein of 402 amino acids. Gene Ontology annotation, cellular component: cytoplasm. The record is from RefSeq and is a predicted model, not a curated record. NCBI's taxonomy places the organism in Eukaryota, Metazoa, Arthropoda, Insecta, Coleoptera, Curculionidae.
UGGCACUGCCGCGCGUCAGUCCGGCAAUGCAGCGCCGUCACCUAACAAUAACAAGCUGUUGUAAUAUCUCGUGCAUCUCGUGGGGCAAAUUUUUAUUAGUUUCGACUGGUUUCGAGUGUCUGGCGUCCAACGAUUUAUUCCAUCAGCGUUUCAUAGUGGAAACGUGCGUGUAUUUAACCGAUACAAAGUACCGUAGUUUAAACGGGAGAACACAUCUUUCCAAACCAGGGCCAGUGACGUGAUCAACAUAAGCCCUAAAACAACCUUAUAUGGACACAGUGUCUCUACAUGUGAUUAGUGUUUUUGCCUGUGCAGCCAGAAUGUGGUGGAUCGCACAUAUUGAGGGUUGCCCCAAGAGGGUAAAUCAUGCGGCUGUAGCUGUCAACCAUAAGAUAUACUCUUUUGGAGGUUACUCAACUGGAGAAGACUGCCGGCGCUACGCCUCCAUGGAUGUACACGUGCUGAACACCCACACCAACCGCUGGUUCAAGCACCCAGUAAGCGACUUGCCUUACUUUGAAAAUGACGACAUUCUGCCCUACAAAAGAUAUGGUCACACUGCUGUUGUCUACAAAGAAUACAUUUAUAUCUGGGGUGGACGGAAUGACAGAUCGCCCUGCUCGGUUCUUUUUCGGUUCGACACCUUCUGGCACUGUUGGACGGCGCCCCCAACCACCGGCUCCAUUCCGCUUGCACGCGAUGGUCAUUCGGCCUGCGUCUGGAAGCACUACAUGUACAUUUUUGGCGGCUACGAGGACGAAACUGAUUUGUUUGGCAAGCAGGUUUACUACCUGGAUCUGGAGACGUUUGAGUGGAAUUACGCAAUUUGUGGAGGUUCUGAACCCACAUCGCGAGACUUCCAUACCACCGUAUGUAUCGGAGACAAGAUUUACCUGUUUGGAGGCCGAGGGGCCACACUCUCUCCGAUGAAUCAACCUCUGGAAACGUAUUGCAAUACCGUGUGGUACUUGGAUAUGAGAACUUUGUACUGGCAUUCCUGUAAAUCCACUGGGGACAUUCCAGUGGGAAGGCGCAGCAAUUCGGCAUUCGUCCACAACGGAAAAAUGUACAUUUUUGGCGGGUACAACGCAGUGGAGGGUCUACAUUACAACGAUCUCUACAUGUUCGAUCCGGUGAAAUUCCACUGGACGAUGGUGCAACCUCAUGGUCAAUCACCAUGUGAGCGCCGAAGACAAGCCUGUGCUAAUGUGGGCGACAGGGUGUUUAUUUUUGGAGGCACAAGUCCGAUGAACCGCACUAGAGAAGAGAACGCAUUGGCGGGUAUCGACGGUUUGGUGGAUCAUAGCGAUAUGUUUGUUCUGGAUUUUUCACCCUCCUUGAAGACACUGUGCAUGGUUGCUGUGAAGAAUUACGGGUUGUACUAUUCGGAUCUUCCACAAACGCUCAAAGUGGAGUUGUACAAUAUGCAGGCACCUAACAAAAUCACGAUAAAUCGGCCCAGCAAUUCGGCAGGUUAACCGAAAAGAUCACACCAGUAAAUAAAACGAAGAGACUAGAAGGUUAUCAACUGACCGUGAUUUGUAUUAUACGCCUUUAAGUCGGUGCGAUUUUUGAAAGUCUGUGAUAGUAGUUGGUCGGGGGUAAUCGCGAUUUUUCGUUUCAAGCUUUGCAGUUUGGCAGCAAUUUCUUGACUUUGUUUAUUCGCCCAAGUGAAAGGAAUGCAUUCAAUGGUGGAUAGUGCCACUGUUUCAAUGGAGAACCUCUUGAAUUUUGUUUGUUUUGUGGUAACUUGACGGCAACAGCAGGCUUUUCUGUUGCUGCUAUUGUAGAUAUUAAGGUGUGAAAAGCUCAGCCUGGAGAGUUUGUUUGCAAACAUACGUAUUUUGAUGCAAGUGAUAUUUUCAUGUACAUAAAUUAUAUUUUAUUAAAAAAUCAGUGAGUUUCCGA